Messenger RNA from Klebsormidium nitens, 4146 nucleotides. The record is from the annotation of a GenBank genome assembly. Lineage: Eukaryota; Viridiplantae; Streptophyta; Klebsormidiophyceae; Klebsormidiales; Klebsormidiaceae.
AUGGGUGCCUUUCAGCGGAAGCCGUUUGCCUCUCCAACCGGCACCAGCUACCUCCUCCGGAUCCUGUACGUCCUGUUUCUAUGCCUAGGGAGCAUAUUUUUAGUCCUUCUACCAAUGGAGGAACACAGGAUCGUCCUCAUGCUGGAUUUCCGCCCGUCCACGUGGGCAGUGCUCCGGGAGUACGGCUUCACGGAAGCGGCAGUCGAGGCGAUGCCGCGACAAUACGUCCGAAACGUGAUGGGGUCGUACUCGCGGGCCAAGCAAAAGGGGCUGUCUAAGGUGCUCCUCAUCCACGUGCAACACGGGCUGAGCAACCGGAUCCGGGGCUACCUCAGUGCAAAAGCGUUUGCCAACGCGACAGGCCGCCACCUGCGCGUCAUCUGGAUCCCGGACGAGCACUGCCGCGCGCGCUUCCCAGACCUCUUUCUAAACGACGAAGACGUAGCGGAUACGUUUUGGGAGGACGAAGUCUCGGGGGCGAACUUCGAUGCGUACGACUAUAUGCAUCCCGCCACUAAGUACCAGUUCAUUGCGGACGGGCCACGUCAUAUUUACGUGCGCUCUGCUUUCCUGCUUAAUGGACCGGCGGGCGCGGGGCAAGAUGCUUCCAGCCUUGCGCGGCAGUUCCAGGAAUUGGACCCAGUUGACAGCAUCAAAGACGCCCUCCGGCCGUUUCACGCCGUCGGCUGCCACGUGGCACGCGAGUGGUGGCCCUGCAUAGCGUAUGUGGGCGUGCACAUCCGGCAGGGGCAAAUCGGCUUGGGCGAAGAAUACCUGGGCACUCCCGAGGACGUUUCCGCCUACUCACCCGAGGACCGCGCGGCGCUGAACCUCGCGCGUGCCAUGGCUCGCACCGCGCACUUCGUCCACGAGCUGCGCGCGCUCGUCGCGCGCAACACGGGGCUGUCGAUCUUCGUAGCGUCCGACACCGCGCGCGUGGAAGACGAGUUAAUGCGCGAGUUCGGCGGCCGCAUCAUUACUCUGGGGCGCGACCGCCGGUGCACGCAACUAGAGCGGAACGUGGGCUGCCUGCGCGCGGCCCUGGCGGACAUCCUGAUGCUCGCGCACAGCAGCCACCCCGCCAUUCUGGGCAGCCACUGGAGCUCCUUCACCGAAGUCGCGGCACUCGCGCACUCCAAACGAAUCCUGCGCGCGUCCGUUGACUUCCAGGCCCCCGGACUCGCCCCGCUCAUAUGCAACCCGAGCUCCAUAUACGCGCUCCCCGCGUUCGAGGGCGUCUCAAUAUUGGCCGCCCUCAACCCUUCGUACGCGGACCUCCUAAAGAUUGCGCUGCCCACGUGGCUCGCCGCGAUUGGCGUGCACGAAAUUAUUUUGUUGGAUUAUAUGCCGGGGGACGAUAACCGGCUCGCGGCGGCGGUUGCUGGCUUCGAGGAUCCACGACUCAAGUAUGUUAAGGUCCAAGGAACCGGCAAGUUCGACAUAACGCGCGCGUACAACUUCGCGGGGCGCCACAGCCGGGGCUCGCGCAUCCUGAAACUAGACGCGGACAGCAUUCUCUUGCCGGACUUUGUUGAGCACCACCCGCACGUGGGCGGCAUUUAUUACGCCGGAAACUGGAAAGCCGCCCGGUCGGAAAACGAGCGGCAUCUUAACGGGGUGUUUUUCGUCGACCGGGCCACGUGGGCGGCCGUGAGCGGGUUCGACGAGCGGAUCGUGGGGUACGGACAUGAUGACGAUAACCUGCAGAUGCGACUAAGCAGGUUGGCCACGCGGCGCGACCUCGACUUUGACUACAUCCGCCACGUUGAGCAUGGCGACGGCCAGCGCGCGGACAACACUAGAGGGAUCCCUUUCGUGGACGUGUCCAACCUGUUCAACGCGGCGCUGACGGCGCGGCUGGAGCUUUGGCACGAAAAGAUGCAAGGCAGCCAGUACGAGUGCUCCCAGCAGUUGGACGGCACGUGCGACUGCAACCUGACGGCGCCGGUUCCGGACAUCCACUCGGGUCUUUCCCCCGAGGACGAGAGGUCCUACUUGCUGGGAGCCUACCGCAAAGUGGUCGGUUACAGCGUCGACCUGCCGGAAGAAAAGCUGGCCACGGUCACGUCUUUAGAGUGGCUGCAAGGCCAGUUACGAAUCCACUACCAGAAAUUCCGCCGCCCCUGGAUCGUUCUACGUCCGAACGGCACGUGUUCAGAUCGGACGGCUGCCAUUGCUUCCGGGCGCCUCCUAGCAGACAAGUUGAGUUGGCCGCUGCGAGUGAUUUGGCAGAAAGACGAGCAGUGCGAAGAAUCGUUGGGGGAGCUUCUGGACGCGGAACUGGAUUCCAUGGAGACGUUCUUUCCAUGGGAGGUGAACUACAAGUACAAAGCCUUCGACUUGACGGUCGGCCCGGACUGGAUCCUACCCUCAACGGACUUCGCGCGAGUCAGAAAAAGCCUGUUCAUCCACGCGCGCGGACCUUUCGGCGAGGCGCUCUUCUCGCCUGACGCCCUCGCGGCCCCGCACGCGGCGCUCCUUCCGCAGCCGCGAGCCGCGCCGGAAGAGCUGCCAACCCCCAAGUUUCCCCUCCUUCUAGUUGACCUAACCGGUCCCCUGGCCGAGCGGCUCCUAGACUUAGCCCGGGCCGUUCUAUUGUCCCAUAAACUAUCACGUAGGCUCGUCCUGUUAUGGGACUCUGCUGACGUGGGCGGCGUCGAGCUCGGCGAGAUUGUCGACGCGCCGUAUCUAGUUCUCAGCCCCGGGGACCUCGAAACCGUUGCCGCCCUUCCACCGUCCGAUCUUCCGACGGUCACCGUUCCCGCCGCCGACGUGUUCUCUAGACCGGACGGAACGGAACACGUGCGCGUGCCGGACGUAAGCCACGUGGACGCGUCGCAGAUAGUAGAAGUGCAGCUCAACUCUAUGGUGGGCUCUUUCCGCCCUGCGUUUCCGCUGAAAGAAGCGACCCACAAGCUGCUCGUCGGCCGGAAUUUCAGGGGGCUGCUCGUCGACCGCACCACACAGUGCGAUGAGCGCGCGCUGCACGCGGCGCUCAAGGCGAGUUUGAUGGAAGCGGGCGCGACGAACGGCUCCUACUUCGCAGCCAUCGCCCCCGCGCCCGUGUGCGCGCGCUUGGAGGCGCUGGGCGUCAUGUGCGCGCGCUGGUGCGACGCGGGGAGCGGCCGCGAGUGCCACGCGCGCCAGCUGGCCAUGACGCUCGCGCUCGCGCAGCUGAAGGUCCUCUACUUCACUUCGUGGGCCGAAAAGACGGUGGACUACAUCCUGCGGCGAGGCCUCAUACCGGGCGUCCUCCUCGACUGCAACUCGGCUUCGACGGACACCCCGGGUCGCCUGUUCCGCCCCGCGCUCGCGCACGAUUUAGAGACUGCCAGCAAGCCAUUAUCACGGAGAACCGUCUGCCCGACGGAAGGCUUGCACCUGGUCACCCAGUAUCCCGUCUUAAACCGGAAUGAUUCCGGCCCCCGGCAAGCGGAAUUCACUGCCACGCUGGAAGCAAAUCUGGUACAUGACCAGAUCGCGGCCGUGCACCUCCUGCUGGAGUCUCGCACCGACGAAGCCGUCAUCCGCGCCUCCUUCAGCGACCCGUGCGAUAAGCUCCACGUGUCACUCUUAGGCCGCCGCCUGUACUACAGCGACGCCAUCGCGUAUGCGAACGAGCGCCUCCCGGGCAAGCUGUGCGCGCAGGCGCACGCGGACAUCUACUUCGGCGAGGGUUUGGAGUUUCUGAGCGCCGACCGGCACCUCGCGGGCGGCCGCCGCGUGCUCGCGCUGAGCCGCCACGAGAAGACGGAGAGUCACGUCUGCGGGAGAAACAUCUGCUACAGGUACGAGCAUUCGGAAGAAGGGCUCCUGUCGUCGGACGCUUUCGUCUUUGUCGCCCCUUUGCCGCAAAGCGUGGUCGACCAGACGGGGUUCGCGCCGCAAUCGGGGUCCGAAAACGUCGUCAUCUGGGCGCUUAAAAGAGCGGGGUUGGACGUUCGGAACCCGUGCAGGACCGUUCGUAUCUUCCACAACCACUGCUCGGGAGAUCGGAGCACCCUCGCAAACGCGGCUCGUUCCUGGGAGCACGAAGAGGAGCAAGACGCGCGUCUGGAUCUGAAGAUCUGCGAUGACUUUCACUGCGGGGAUGGGUACUGCGAGAAUGGACCGGAAGUGCUGGAGGACUUAGACGGGGAGGUUUGA